Chelmon rostratus (copperband butterflyfish) is the source of this 2087-nucleotide messenger RNA. It is a transcript of the gene rs1a, whose product is annotated as retinoschisin 1a. The record is from RefSeq and is a predicted model, not a curated record. NCBI's taxonomy places the organism in Eukaryota, Metazoa, Chordata, Actinopteri, Chaetodontiformes, Chaetodontidae. The transcript has 7 exons. Bases 71 to 769 code for a protein of 232 amino acids.
GUCGCUGAUGGCGGUGGGUGAACAGCUGUAGGAGGGGCUUUGUCAGAUAAGGACGGCAUUAGGUUGGAAGAUGGCUCUCAACGCGCAGCGUUUCCUGCUGGCCCUGCUUCUCCUGGGAGCGAACGUGGUUGUCAGCAUUCAUGCUCAAGAGGCUGGGGUGUCCGAGGCGUGGACCAGCAGGUCUUGCAAAUGUGACUGUGACGGAGGAGAAUCCCCGACUGAGUUUUCCUCCAUCGGGACCGGCUCUUCCAUGGUGCGAGGAGUGGACUGCAUGCCAGAGUGUCCGUACCACAAGCCUUUGGGCUUCGAGGCCGGAUCAGUGAGUGCAGACCAGAUCACCUGCUCCAACCUGGACCAGUACACCGGCUGGUUCUCCUCAUGGCUCCCGAGCAAGGCCCGGCUAAACAGUCAGGGCUUUGGGUGUGCCUGGCUGUCUAAGUUCCAGGACAACUCUCAGUGGCUGCAGAUUGACCUGAGGGAGGUGCAGGUGGUGUCAGGGAUCCUCACGCAAGGCCGCUGUGACGCUGAUGAGUGGGUCACCAAGUACAGCGUCCAGUACCGCACGGACGACAAGCUCAACUGGAUCUAUUACAAAGACCAGACUGGAAACAACAGGGUGUUUUACGGAAACUCUGACCGCUCCUCUUCCGUGCAGAACCUCCUGCGGCCACCCAUCGUGGCGCGCUACAUCCGCAUCAUCCCCCUCGGAUGGCACACGCGCAUCGCCCUGCGCAUGGAGCUGCUGCUCUGCAUGAACAAAUGCAUCUGAACCUCUCCUCCCGCCGUCCCCGAAGCCUCGUCCCAAAAACAUCUCCACCUAAAGCCCCGCCGUUAGAGCGCGUGGUCCGUUAUUAAAUCCACAGCUUUGGCCCCCUGCAGCUACAUGUAUAAAACCACAAGCUGAGACGAGAUAUCCUGUUUACGGCCUUUUCCUAAACACAAACAAGCAAACAGUUUGACUUAUGCGAUGUCAUUAAAACAUUUGUUUGAUAUGCUCAAUGAGCUUUCAUUCUCUCCACUCUCCAUUGUCUGUGUUAAAGCAGUCUCACACUGGGGGCUUUAAUUUGGUGAAUUCUCAAUAGAUUGUUCCAUUUGCAAUGAAAUGGCAUAAAUUCAAAGCAAUAAUUAGGCAUCAAGAGCGAGAGGCAGCGUUGCUAUGGAGGUUGUAUCCACCAUCAGCCCUCUGCAACAGGUCUAUGAAAUGACGUCUUCUUCUCCUGAUAUUUAAUGGCAAACAGGGCAUUUACAGUUCUGCACCUCUCAGUCAGUAUCUCCUUAUCUUCCUUAAAGGCUGGUGAAAUUUCACAUUUUAUAUCCUUCUGUCAACAAAUCCCAUGAAAAGACCGAAAACCAACAAAGAAUCGAUCCUACCAACAAGCAUUGUUUGAGUGGCCAAAGCCUGAUAGAUCUUAUUCUUAACAAAAGCUAUUAAAAGAGAUUUUAUUAAAAGAGCCACACUAGUGACAUGCUCCUUUAGUAUCACAAACAUGUGCACUGUGGUUUAAUUUGACAGAUAUACACCCUCCUGCUGCUCUAAAUACUCAAACCUGAUCGAAUGUGUAUUAAUCCGCAGCCAAAAAUAGUCCCAAACAAAUGCAUUAUUUACUCCUGUUUGAGUAAUGGUUGCUAAAUGAGACAGUGCCCCAGCUUUUUCAAAAUAUAAAAGUAUUUCAUUCUGGCCCUGUUUUAAAAAGAUUUUAAUCUUCUUUGUGAAAAAAUGAUUUUAAGGCAGGCAGGACAAAGAAGCCAGGAAAUAUUGAAAAAAGAGCUGACAUCUUCACCUUUUCAUGAGAUUUGCUGAUAAUAAGAAAAAUGUGGAAUAAUUUCACUUUUCUUUAAAUAUGUGUGCGAUUUCACUUCCUGCUCUCUUUUUUUGUUUGUAAACAAUUUUAUCUCAGGCACUUUUUAAGAAAAUAUCACUCUUCAAUGCUAUAUAUAGAUUAGCGGAUGAAAAAAUUCACUAAUAUUCAGAUGUGGUUUUGUAUUGUGGUUAACUCCUGAUUUUAUUUAUUUUUUUCUGUAACAUUUCAAUUAAAUUUCCCAUGGUGCUUUGGGAACGCAUUGCAGGGUUUUUAUUACUCUGACUG